Messenger RNA from Ostertagia ostertagi, 420 nucleotides. NCBI's taxonomy places the organism in Eukaryota, Metazoa, Nematoda, Chromadorea, Rhabditida, Trichostrongylidae. The record is from the annotation of a GenBank genome assembly.
AUGAACAGUAGAAAACGAGUUAAAUCCGGACGAGAAAGCCGAAGGGGAGAACCGGUGACAAAGAAGCCAAAGACUUUCGGUCAAUUGCUUAAAUCGACGGUCUUCCCUAAAGAACACGCAAACUGUCCGUUCUGCGAUAGUCGGGUCUACAUACCAACCGUCAGGGAUUUUAUAACUGAUACCGAACAAGGAUCAAUGCUAGAAGAGGUGUCACUUCUACCUCUGGAAGACCUUACAAGUCUCAUGUGUGGCAGCACUGUUUACUCAUUGAUUAAAAAGACAGAUUUCGGGGCUCGUUUGAGGGAGACCUCCGCAAUGUUGCAAAACAAUCACGUUCUUCUAAAUCUGAGGGCAAUUGCAAACGAGGACGGGAUCAAAAGAGGCUCUUUUCGACUUCUUCGAUACGAAGGGUGCAAGUAA